UUCCUAGAAUACAUGUAUAUUUUUCGUGCUUGUUGAGCGUCGCCUGGAGAUCCGAAGACAUCGGACGACAAUGAACAACGCUCGUGACCAUCCCGUGUUCAAGCGCUUGUCACGUCAGCAAUUGAUCGUGCGUCGUCGCAGUCUCGGGCUGCAGCCGCUGGUUCUGGAUCCGACGUUUGCCAGCUCCCGGAAGACGCGAUGCAAACACUGCGAACGGCGGUUCAACCCCGUCUGGAAGAAUUAUUUGUGUCACUUAUGCGGCCGAUGGGUAUGCGAGCCUUGCUCGAGUGUCGUCGAGAGGGAACGUGAGCUGCUUCUCGUUCGAUUCGUGCGCUGCUGCGUCACGUGCACCAAAAUGAUCAACAAACUGCCCGACCCGGAGAUGCUGCUGCCAUGUCUAACAGUGCCGUACGUCACUACCAGCUCCAAUAGCCAACUUGGACUGCAUCUGGCCGACGUAUUACGCACCAAAAAGGACCUACGACCCACAGUUCUGCAACUAUUGAGCUUCCUUGGACGACCUAUUGGUACAAACGCCCAGAUUUUGGAGGAAAUCCGUGAAGAAGAUUGGGCUGCAGCCACCGAGUUGGUCUCCAGUAAUCUCGCGCUCGGGGCACCUGCUAGCAGAAGCAAUAGCGGCCAGCAAAAACGUCGAGAGAAACGUCGCAAUGGGGACAGUGGAGUGAAGCCUGGGAACCCCGAGUGGGUGCAGUUCCUGGUCCAACAAUGCUUCGAAGUGUCAUUAACUGAACUCCCUCUGGAAGAGUGUGUGAUCUCCGAAUCGGACGGAACGAGGCAGUAUCCGAUCUUCUACGAUGAAGAGACCGACGUGCCGUACGCCCCCACGUUUCCUAACGAAGCUGUUCGAGAUGAAUGCAUCGCCAAGUGUAAUUUACUAGGACGUGGUAUUGCAGCGCAGAAAGAGGUGCAGUUGAUUUGCCAUCUCGCUGCCAAAGAGUUCGACGCGCACGUUGCAACUGUCGCUGCGGUGCAAGCUGAUAAGCACUACACGCUGGCAAGUAUCAACAAACCCAUGUGCCAAAUCAUCGACCGCGCCAAGAGUUUUUGCGCGCAUGCGAUGGUCUCUGGACUGCCAUUUCUCGCAAGGAAUACGAUGCUCGACGUGCGAUUCAGAACGUUCGCCUGCGUAUUAGGAGACACUGACGGUGCAGCGAAUCGUGUUCUAUUCUACUGUGGGUUUCCUAUUACUGCAGCAAACACUGACACAGUCAUUGCCAUGCUAUGCGUCAUGGACUCGAAGCCUAGGAAGAGCAUCACGACAAUGCAGUACACUGUCAUGAAGAAGCUAGCUGAGAUAUUGUCCUCUCUAUGGGUGAUUAAGGCUGAAUAAUCAGUGUAUUCGACUCCUUGA
Molecule: messenger RNA, 1372 nt
Organism: Phytophthora nicotianae INRA-310
Lineage: Eukaryota; Oomycota; Peronosporomycetes; Peronosporales; Peronosporaceae
Exons: 1
Coding region: 71-1351 (426 amino acids)
Source: RefSeq, a predicted model, not a curated record